AUGAAUGAUCCUAUGGCGUAUUCUUAAUAAAGAGCUCAGACAGAAACUAAUUCCAUUGGGUUCUCUCGAUCCCUUGAAAAUUUAGAUACAAAUAGUUUGAAAGAGGAUCUAAACAAAAGCAUUGAAUUGGGGCGCAAAAAGCGAAAACAGUUGACUCUUGAUAAUCCUGAGUUUAACAUCAAGCAAGAAAUUGAGGAUUAGAAAUAUAACAUUAAGGUGCAAACCAUCAUUAGGAGGGGAAUAGCAGAUGCUCUAAAGAUGCAAGAAUUAUGUACAAUAUUAAUGUUAAUUAAUAAGUGAAGUUGAAGGUUUCAGCGAAAGACAACAACAACCCUGUUCACAGUCUCUUUAGAUGGUGCAUGCUAAUACUUUAUAAGGAGAAUCCUGAAAUAUAUAAUUGGUCGGAGUUUAAAGUAAGAAUGAGUUUAGAUUUUAUUAGAAAAAAGUUCUUGAAAAGGACAAUGGUCAAGACCUUCGCAAUCGUUUGGGAUAUCAAAGUGUUAUUCACAUAACCUAAUUGGAAGGAGAGAAAACAAAAUAUUUGUUAAAUUUAAAAAAACCAAUUUUAGAACAAAAUAGUAAACCUGAGGAACUGUAGUGGGUACUAUUGAAAAUAUUUGAUAUUGUUGAAAUAAUCUAUAAAACACAUGAGCACGCAAAAAAAAUUAAUUAACUUGUUGAUGAUUUGUUGAUGGUAAAUGAAUUUCAUUAAUCAAUCUAUAGCAAGAGAGCAAAAUCAAGCAAUAUUAAGAGGAAAUCGACAAGGUGAAUUAAGAAAUUCAGGUAGCCAAGACUAGCCUGAAGAGUUUGGAAAGCAAGUCUUUGAAUGAUGAUGAGAUCGUUCAAGAAUGA
Messenger RNA from Paramecium octaurelia, 852 nucleotides. NCBI's taxonomy places the organism in Eukaryota, Ciliophora, Oligohymenophorea, Peniculida, Parameciidae. The record is from the annotation of a GenBank genome assembly.